Messenger RNA from Triticum urartu, 2181 nucleotides. RefSeq names its product iron-regulated protein 3 (gene IREG3). Gene Ontology annotation, biological process: iron ion transmembrane transport. The record is from RefSeq and is a predicted model, not a curated record. Lineage: Eukaryota; Viridiplantae; Streptophyta; Magnoliopsida; Poales; Poaceae. Gene Ontology annotation, cellular component: membrane. Gene Ontology annotation, molecular function: iron ion transmembrane transporter activity.
ACUCCGCUCGUCCGCGGGUAUCUCCCCGGCCUGCCGAGGCUGCGCCUGAGGCCGGCCUCCCCCUGCGUCAGCGCGCUCAGGUCAAACAAUUUUGUUCAAAGGUGUUACAUCGCAAAUAUUGAGGUUGAUGUUAGCAAUGUAAAUAAGGAAGAGGAGGCUUUCGAUGAUCAUCCAUCAUUACCGCCAGGCUGCUCUAUUCCAGUUGUCAAUAUCCUAGGAGAUGUUCUAGAUUCUAGUCCUUUUCCACCACAUGAUAGUACUCAGCACCAUGCCGAUUUUGAGGAGCUGCCGGUCUUAUCUGAAGGAGAGCAACAAACAUUGGCCGCCACUCCAGCUCACCCUGCUGGACUACAUGCUCUCUAUGCUAGCUACUUGUUUGGUAACCUUGUGGAACAGCUCUGGAAUUUUGCUUGGCCUGCUGCCCUGGCAAUUCUUCAUCCAAGCCUAUUGCCUGUGGCUAUUGUUGGUUUCUUCGGAAAGCUCUCAGUAUUUCUCGGGGCUCCAAUAGUUGGCAAACUUAUGGAUCAUUUCCCGCGAAUACCCAUGUACACAGGAUUGAAUGCUGUCCAGGUGGCCACUCAGUUAAUAUCAGCUGCAAUGGUCAUAUAUGCUCUCAAGAACGCGGGCCGUACUUCUACAUCAGCUUUGCUUCUCAGGCCUUGGUUCAUUGUGCUAGUGAUAGCCGGAGCUAUUGAAAGGCUUGCAGGAUUGGCACUAGGAGUUUCCAUGGAGAGGGACUGGGUUGUGCUGUUAGCAGGAACAAACAGGCCUGUUGCAUUAGCUCAAGCUAAUGCCAUGCUUAAUCGACUUGAUCUUCUUUGUGAGACCGUUGGUGCUUCAGUUUUUGGCCUUCUGCUCACCAAAUACGACAUAGUAACCUGUUUGAAGAUUUCCUCUGCUCUAAUGAUAUGCAGUUUUCCCAUUCUGGUUAUGUUGGGUCAAUUAAUUAACAGCGUCUCUUGUCAUGCGCUUGAUUCCUCGAGAACCCCCAGUGACGAAUCUAUUUGUGCUGAUCUAUUGGAUGUCCGCAAGAUAGUUCAAAAUGGCUUAAGUUCUAUCAAGCAUGGCUGGAAUGAGUAUAAGCAGCAGACAGUUCUACCUGCAAGUGUAGCUACCGUGUUUCUAAAUUUCAACGUGGCACUUGCUCCUGGCGCGAUAAUGACUGCAUUGUUGAUGCAUCGGGGUAUUAGUCCAUCUAUCGUCGGUGCUUUUAGUGGAUUGUGUUCUGUUAUGGGUCUUGUUGCAACAUUCAUCUCCUCAAGCCUGGUGAAAAGAGUUGGAAUUCUAAAGGCGGGAGCAGCUGGAUUGAUAUUUCAAGCUUCACUCUUGUCAAUUGCUCUCACAGUGUAUUGGGCUGGACCCAUCUCACAGAGAACACCUCUGCUCAUCUUCCUCGCUUCCAUUGCAUUAUCUCGGUUGGGGCACAUGUCUUAUGAUGUUGUGGGGACACAGAUCAUCCAAACAGGAGUUCCUGCUUCAAAAGCAAACCUUAUUGGAGGAAUGGAGGUUUCAAUUGCAAGCCUUGCAGAGUUAGUCAUGCUUGCUAUGGCUAUAAUUGCAAAUGACGUCUCUCAUUUCGGCUUCCUGGCGAUCCUGUCUGUAUCGUCGGUUGCUGGGGCAGCGUGGAUGUUCUGUCGGUGGUUAGGAAAUCCAACGGAUGAACAGAGGGAACUUUUCAUUUUCGAUCCUCAUUUCCAACUUCAAGCAACAUAAAAGCGGGAGCAGAGCAGUGGGCGAUCGAGCGCCCAGUUGGCUUGCUGCCGCUUGUGCUCGGAGUCAUACAGCAUAUCCCCAUCUCUUGUCUUGCAGAUAGAAGAUGCACCAACCAGACGCAUGCUUGGACCCGGAGUCGAAAUGGGGCUUGCGCUGCAAUGAUCUGAAGAUGUUGUACAGAGUUGCUGUUACAUCUUUGACUGAAUAUGACACACACUUAGGAAUUAGACACAGAGACACCCAUUUGUUCGUUGUAGUCUGAGCCACCCAGCAGAACUCAACUUGUACAUCUCAUUUUCUUUUCUUUAUCCAUCUGCUGUAUAGGUCUACUAUCAGUCACAUCGUUGCCUAUUCUUGCUGAGGUAGAACGAACGUGACCAUCGCUAGUUGUAACAAAAUCAGUAAGGUUUCGUUCUUGGAUCUGGUACCUGCACUACAGCUGCUACCUCCAAGAAUUUUUCUGCUUCC